Molecule: messenger RNA, 177 nt
Organism: Haliotis rubra (blacklip abalone)
Lineage: Eukaryota; Metazoa; Mollusca; Gastropoda; Lepetellida; Haliotidae
Exons: 2
Source: RefSeq, a predicted model, not a curated record
UACACCCAUGUCAACACUCCAUACACCCAUGUCAGCACCUAUACACUCAUGUCAACAACUAUACACCUAUCACCCAUACACCCAUGUCAACACCAAUACACCCAUGUCAACACCCAUACACCCAUGUCAAUAACCAUACACCCAUGUCAACACCCGUACGUGUACCAUGUCAACACC